GCUCCAGCCCCUCCUAAAAAAUUCUCAUGAGAAAUGUUAUCUUUAUUGUCACGCUCAUGGGAGGACUAGUGGGUCUGAGUUUAAAAACGGAAUACGCUUUCUGCUUUUAAAACAACAAAUUACUUCGCUAAUUUUAACAGUAGGCUACUUUAUAAACAGCCUAGUUUUUGUGCAGAGUCAUGGCGUGUGGCGGACUCAUGUCCGCUCCGGUGUGUCUCAUUGAAAACGAUGAAAAUGGGAAGCUGCAUGUGAGGAAAGAGGCCAAAAAUAUUCUGGAUGGAAUAAUUCAGCCGGUUGUGGUAGUGUCUGUGGUGGGACUCUACCGUACGGGAAAGUCUUACCUUAUGAACCGCCUGGCAGGACAACAGUCCGGCUUUGCUCUAGGCAGCGCUAAUGAAUCAAAGACCAAAGGCAUCUGGAUGUGGUGCAUCCCUCACCCCAAAAAAGAAGGACACACUCUGGUGCUGCUGGACACAGAGGGACUUGGUGAUGUGGCAAAGGGAGAUGAGAAACAUGACACAUGGAUCUUCUGUCUGGCUGUUCUACUCAGCAGUACUCUAGUGUACAACAGCUUAGGGACCAUUGACAACACAGCAUUGGAAAACCUGCACUACGUUACAGAGCUGACGGAGAACAUUUGUGUGAAGGCAGAUGUGGGUCAACAUGAGGACGAGUCGGCAGAUUUCAUCCGUGUUUUUCCAUCGUUUGUCUGGACUGUUCGUGACUUUACUUUGGAACUGAAAAGGGGGGAUAAACUAAUAACAUCAGAUGAGUAUCUGGAGGGUGCACUGAAACUCAAACCAGGUAUUUCACAUCGGAUUGAGCAGUACAACCUGCCCCGUCGUUGUCUGCGGCAGUUCUUUGCGGUGAGGAAGUGCUUUGUGUUUCCUCGGCCUGCUAGUACACAAAAUAUGCAGAGAAUGGAGCAGCUGACUGAAAAAGAACUGGAUUCGGGGUUCCUUGAGCAGGCAGACACAUUCUGCAGUUACGUCUAUGACAAUUCAGAGCCAAAAACAGUCACUGGAGGCCGUACAAUUACUGGAACAGCUCUGGGUAAUCUUGCUGAGGUUUAUGUAGAGGCGAUCCGCAGCGGGAAUGUUCUGUGUGUGGAGAACGCAGUCACGUGUCUAGCUAAGAUCCAGAACGUCCGUGCAGUAGAGGAGGCCCUGCAGUUUUACAUGACUGAGAUGCUCAGCAUAGCUGAGCUUCCAAAGCGCCCAGAAGAGCUGUCUGACAUCCACAAAACUGCAGAGAAGAAGGCUAUUGAAGUUUUCUUCUCCAUUUCCUUCAAUGACAAUGGCCAGAUCUACCAGCAAGAGCUCAUGAGGAAGAUUCAUGAUGAAUAUCAGCAGAGGUGCCAGCAGAAUCAGGAAGCGUCUCGCAUGCAGUGUGAGGACGUGCUGCGUGAUGUGUUUGAUAAGAUGGAAAAAAGCAUUUCUGAUGGAUCAUACCUGAAACCUGGAGGAUACCAACAGUACAGAGACACACUCACACAGCUGACCUGGGACUAUAGAGCAAGAACAGACUCACAAAUAAUGAGAGAGGAUGUGUUGAUUAAAUAUUUGAGAGCAAAGGAAGAGAUUGGAAUUGGAAUUCUACAAGCUGAUCAAUCCAUGAAUGCCACAGAACGGGAGAGCGAGGUGCAUAGAUUAAAGUGUGAUAUUUUGAAGAAGGGGCAAAGAGCUGUAGAGAAACAGAAGUGGUUACAUGAGCGGGUGUUUGAAGACAUGAAGAGAUCUCAUCAGGAGCAUAUGCGGCAGACCACUAGUCAGAUGGAGAGAGAGCUGGAAAGAUUCAGGAAAGACAAUGAACGAGUCUUAGAAGCAAAACUGAAGGAAAGAGGAGCUCUUCUACAGCAGAACUUUCAGCAGGAGGCUGCACGGAUACAGGAUGAGAUUAACAGCCUGAAAGCAGAUAUGAAUAAACAGGAAAUGUCCCAUCACUCCUUACAAUACAUCGAUACUAAAUGGCCUGGUGCUGGGCUUUCAAAACUUGUCUGGACAAAGGGUGCCCAAUCUGAUGAGUCUCAAUUUCCGCUGCAACGUUCAGAGGUAGAAAAGGGUUCUGAUUCUCUGUCUUACUCAUCAUUGGAGGCUCAAUCACCAGCACACCCAUCAGAAGAUGCAGAAGUUGCAGAAGUGUUCACUCCGGAACUUGUUCAGAGAGGUGAUGAAGACAAGCAUGAUAAUACAUACAGGUUUGUGUGUCCACAUGCUGGUCAGUUUCGUUGCAGUCUGACUAACCUUGUGUUUGUGAUGGAGGGUGAAGGAGAGGUGCUGUAUAACAUUGACUCAUGGGAUCCUCGUCUGUUAGAUGGUUUGGGUCAGAUGCAGCCUGCAGGACCCUUGUACAAUAUUGACUGUUUUAAUGGUUCAAUCUCAGGACUGCACUUUCCUCACUGUGAAAUAUUCUCUGAGGAAAACAAAGACAUUCUGGCUGUAGCACAUCUCACUGGUGGUAAUGUAGAAACAAUGAAGCCUCUUAAAGUGACUGAAACUCAUGUGAUGAUUUACAUCAAAGAUCUGUCCCUCUUUGGGCUCUUAAAAAGGAAGAUCUUUUCUUCGUUCCCUGUUGUUGCCCAAGUGCUUCUCUUUCUACGACCAAUUACUACGAGACAGAGAGAAAACAUACUGGAUGUUUAUUUGCUCCCGUGGAACAUUCCACUGUCCAAGGUCAUGGGCCAGCACAAAGAGAGUACACACAUUACAACCAGUUCAAAGUGCUCUCUCACCCCAGGAUCAGAAUACGGUCUGUGUUGUGAACCAGUGGGAUCUACAGUACAGCCAGAGACAGAGAAGUUUGAGUGUAAUUUUGGUCCAAACUAUCAUCCCACAUUUGAAGUGUUUGUAAAUUUCAACACUGAGGAAAUCAGACUGAGUCUUUUGGAUAAAACUGAAGGAAAGGAAGUAUGGGUUACACGACGAGUCGUUCUCACAUGAAUGAAUUACAGAUAUGGCUAGGGUUGUAACUUUUUAACACAUUCUAAUGCUCGUUACAAAAUAAAAUUAACAUCAAAUAUUGAAUAUUUAACAACUUGCACUGUUUUUACACUAAAUCUGAAGAUUAUUGGAUUACAGGAAAAUACUAUUUCUGUUUUACUACUUAAAAAGUUUCACAUUGAAUUUAGUGUUAGUUGCCACAAUUAUUUUUGCUAGCAAUUACAGACUUAAAUUUGUUUCCUAGCUUUGAAAUAAACCCUACUCCAUAAUUUUUCAGUGUAAUCAAUUCUUUAUCAAUGUAUUAAGUUGGACACUUAUUUUAAGCAUUUUAUGCAGAUUAUUUAAAUCAGGUAAAGAUAUAGACCCUCCUGCUCACACAAGGCUCACAGGUAUGAAUUCAAAGUUAACAGUGAAGGAUCCAACGAUCCUCAAAUGCAAACUGUGUGUUUUGCCUCUGGGCAGCCAUACAUUUGUGUUUUGCUUUCUUUUUAUAUAUUGUUCAUUUAUUCUUCAUUCAUUUAAUAAUUUAUAAUAAUCAUUAUAUUCAUUUAUAUAUUCAUUUUAUUGAUUCAUUAAUUGAUUAGUCAUUUAUAUUAUAUUAUAGUUGUUUUUUAUUUUUUUUCCCAUUGUUUAGUCUUAUGACUGUGUAGCUUCAAGGGCUGUUUGUCUUCAUGAAUAAGAAAUACAUGGAAGUGUUUAUGGAAACCCAAGGUUUAUGGGAUGUUGUUGUGAAUCAGUUUGGUAUAACAAUACUUGUUGGAUUUGUGUUCUUCAGACGAAGUCUGAGCAUUGAGACAUACGCAACUAAGACUAUUCAAUAAACUCUGCUCCUUUUUAUUAUCA
Labeo rohita (rohu) is the source of this 3782-nucleotide messenger RNA. RefSeq lists its product as uncharacterized. NCBI's taxonomy places the organism in Eukaryota, Metazoa, Chordata, Actinopteri, Cypriniformes, Cyprinidae. The record is from RefSeq and is a predicted model, not a curated record. The coding region runs from base 180 to 2939 and encodes 919 amino acids. The transcript has 16 exons. Gene Ontology annotation, molecular function: GTPase activity; GTP binding.